ACGUGAGAGAGUUACUCACAUAAAGCUGUCAUAACCUUUUAGAAAAGGCAUUUUUUAUAUCGUAUUUGGUUGUUGAGAACUUCAAGUGCCGUAUAUCCUGCACUUCAUGGCAAAUCAAAAGUACUGUGCUUUUAGAAUAAUAUUAUGUGUUAAUCAUUCGGGGUGCAAACUGUCUAAUAAUGUGUGAUUGACAUCAUGAGCCAUCAUCGAAACCAGGUGAACGUCCGUCGCAAUUCGUUCAAAAUAAAGUCCAUGUGAUAAGCAUUUAUUUCAAAAAUACCAGCUAAAAAUUGGUACUUUUCGGAACAAAACUGUUAGAAAAUAUUCUAGGAAGAAAACGCACUUAUAGAGGGUUAGAGGAAAGUGAUCUGGCGGCGACAAUCGUAAUUUGAAACAGAAGAAGAGUUGGUAGCUUGAGAAGUGAAAACUGCAUAUCAAGUAAACGAAAUAUUGCUGAUUCAAAUUUUCUCGAUAAAACUGGGAUGCGGCGUAUAAAAUGGCGAGGCACUCGAUACGGAAGUUUAUAAGCGUUGUAUUAUUCCAGUGUCUUGUAUCGUGGGUUUGUCGUCAUUCAUCGCAAGCAGAGGAUUUAAUCACCAGGAGACGUCAUCAUCACGUCUACCUAUUCUUUCCUAAUGGAAGCACUUGGAACGACAACCGAAAGAAGUGUCUUAAUAUGUCAGCUGAUCUGGUCUCCUUGGAAACCGAAGAUGAAUGGAAAUUCAUUACCAAUGAGCUGCAAAACAUGACAAACCGGUUUCAGGAUGAGUGGCACGUAGGGCUGCAAAGGCGUGGUGAAGUAUCCAGCAAAGCAUGGUUCUGGUUGACGGGCGUUCGUCUUAACUAUGACCACUGGCAACCAUACCAACCAUCUGGAGACGGUAGAUGUGUUAAUAUAGCAAGAGAGUACUUGAAAAGUACUGGGGGGUUCAACGACCUGGCUUGUCUUGGAUGGUAUAGCCCGAGAGGGUUUAUAUGUGAAAUGGACACGCAUCGAGACCGUGCAAAAAAUGGACCAGUGUACACGGAGAAAUGGAUCAAUAUAGGUGGAUAUAAAAUACAAAAUCUCACAAACCACCAGAAGUUCCCAAAUCGCCCUGACGAAACUUACUACGUCAAGUCGUUCCAUAUUACUAACGAGAAUGUACCGGAUUAUGGCAUACGCAUGAGAUCAUACUUCUUGGCGCCAAUGACGGGCAACUUUACUUUCAAUACCGCAUGCGAUGAUGCAUGUAUGUUAUUCUUAAGCGAUGGAAUUAACCCUAAGAAUGAGAGAAGGAUUUUAUAUCAAGAUGUAGCGGCUGGAAUCAAUGAUUAUAAAGACUCGAUGGAGUCAAGAUGGUCCUGAAAGAGCUGCAGUCAAAUAUCGCCAACACAUCCAAUCAAAGCACACCAAAAAUACUCAAAAAUACCAUGCAGACUGCAGCAAGAAAGAUCACGUUUCUUUUGGACGAAAACGUAAAUACAGAGAAAAGCGAGGAGACUAGUGACGAGGGGCUCUUAGUAUCGAGGGAAGUUGAAAACCUUGGUAAAAUGGUAGCUGAGAAAAUUUCCAAUAAGGAUGAGCCUAUUGUUAUGGAGUAUCCUAGCAUAGUAAUGCAAAUCAAGAAGUUGAAUGAAGACUUUGUUUUCCCAAACAAUAUUCUUGAAGUUCCUUUCCCUUCAAACGACGAGAUAACCAUUAAAAGAUCUAAAUCAGACUCAGUGAAUUACCUCGUGUUCAGCUCUCUUUACAAAAACCUAGAUGACCUCAUACGAGAAAACAUCACCACCAUUGAUGGAAGCCAAGAAGGAAAAUACUUUCUGAACAGUAGAAUCAUAUCCAGCUCUCUGGUACCUCGACCAGCACACAUGGACAGGGAUGCAGUACGUUUAAGACUUGAUCACAAACGAUACAAAACAAGUAAAGAUCAAGUCAUGGUGUGYGCAUUCUGGAAGUACAAUACAAGUAGUGAAAACGCCACCGGUUCAUGGUCAACUGUUGGAUGCCGAAUCAGCCGAAAAGAAUCCAAUGAAAACUACACCGUUUGUCACUGUGAUCACUUGACUCACUUUGCGGUUUUGAUGAAAGUGACAGUCGAUGACAAGGACAAGCCUAUGUCUAGGUCCCACAUAGUUGCACUGGAAGCCAUUACAUACGUGGGAUGCUCCUUGUCUUUGAUUGGUGAAGUCCUGACUAUUGUAACUUUGACUUGUUUACGUUUGGCCCGAACAGAGACCAACACGAUCCAUCUUAACUUGGUGACCGCCUUGGGUUUGGCGCAAAUCAUCUUCUUGUCAGGAAUCGGUGCGACAGCCAACAGGGGGGUUUGCAAAUUUGUAGCAAUCGCUCUCCAUUUCUUUAACCUGGUAGCGUUCUGUUGGAUGUUGGUUGAAGGGCUCUGGUUGUACGUGAUGGUAGUUCGCGUCUUUGACACCGGCUACAACAGGAUUAGGCGAUAUGUUAUCGCUGCAUGGAGGUUUCAUGAUCUUUAUUUUUCACUGCGUGUUAAAUUCCGAGGUACGCAAAGCAUUCCGUAGGAAAAAGCAGAUCUGGACCGACAGCCACCUCUUCCAGUGUCACUCCGCGUCCCCACCCCCUAAGUAUGAAAGUGAAAUUACGUCUAAAGAGACCAGGUCUACCUCAAAUGGAAUGGAGAAGAGGCCACCUUCUUCGUCUUCAACUUCGAGGAUUUUCCUGAGAUGAGAUGACCAUUUGCAGAAGAAGCUCGUGAAACUACGUUACUUAAACUUGACAAUAUAUCAAACUCUUGCGUAGGAUUACAUAGACUACUUAUACAACUGAAAAUAUUAGACAAACAUAGCAUAAGAAACAAUAAUAACAACGACAACAAACAAAAAKAUUUUUUUUAAAUUUCGAGCUCCAGGCGAUAGUCGCUUACUAGAACGAGCUCUGAAAAACAUAGACUUGUAAUAGGGAGCGAAGUGCAUUCUGGUCUAGCUUGGGUGUAAGCAUCUUUUCAUGCCAUAUAUAGACGACAAUGCAUUUUGUUUAUGCAACUUAAAAAAUGCUAAUGCAUGGUAAAUAGGAUUAUUCAAAGCAUGUCUCUUUCUUUUUUUAUUAGUUUGCAGAGAAGCAAUUAUUGAUUUUACGAACAUUGCAUCUUACCAGCUGAGCGGUGAAUUUUGUUUCAGCCAAUCACGGCACAUUUAGCUGUUUUACCGCCGGCCUUCAUUCCCAGGCUACUAUAACCCAACUUUUGCGGCAUGUUUUUCGGUUUUCGUUUGACUAAAAUAUAAUAUACAUGCCUAAAAGAAACGAAAUAUGAAAAGAAAGAAUAAAAAUAAUUUCACUUUACCGCCAUGUUUACUUCAUUCUUUCGAGCUCAAAAAAAAAAAAAAAAAAAAAAAAAAAAAAGCUUAUGGUCGGUCAUUUUGUCCACUCAUGCUUUGCGCGCAUCGUACAUCGCUCAGCUGGUUAUUAUAAAACAGAAUUAUUGUCGAGAUAAAUUUACAUUUCUGGGCGUCCAUAUUAUUCUUUUAUGAGUUUGACUAUUAUGGUGCAUUGUGGUUUAGCUUGGGUACGAAAAACACCAUCCAAGGCAUGAUACGCAUGCUCGUACCGAAGCUAUAAGUGAAAAGUAUUACCGCUGUAGUGGUCAGCUAUAGCUUUAUUAUCCAUCGAAUUAUUAAACAUAGCACCUAUUGAUGGUUUUCAAUCAUUCCCAAGAGAAUUAGAUAACAAAAGACACGGCGGACAUAUUGGAGGAUAUAACAAAAGAAUUCAUUGACAAUUCUUUUGUUAAGUUCCUCCAACAUGGCCGCCAUGAAAACCAUCAAUUGUAUAAUUUACACUGUAUUAUUGUAUUCAGAACAAGCUAUUCUAUAGAGCUUUUAAGCUAGUGACGUCAAUCGUAUGGAAUUCAAAGAAACGACUUAUGGGCCCAAAAUGAUAAGAACUUCUAGAAACAUAUUUUUUUCUUCACGACAAGAUCAUUUUCUAAAGUUCUUAUUAUGUUAGGUCGAGGAGUUUAUCUAUCUUUGCUUCAUUUUAGCGGUUCUUAAAGAGCAGUUGGACCCGAAAAUACGUCACAACUUGAAAAAUCUUUAGCUUGUAUUCUCACCUAUUCCAGUUUCGUGAUAUCCUUAACAAAACAUAGGCCAAGAAGGCUAGUUAAAAUUAAAUUAAAAUAAGGUUUUAAAAAUGAUUGCAGUAAACUGUAUAUUUACGUUAAAAGAAAGUUGUACACGAUAAUAGGCAUGUCAUGUUUCUUGAUCAAAUUCACAUUUUUUCCGGUCAGAAGAAUGCGAAAUAUACAUGAACCACGUGAGUGUUAUCUAUUUUCUUGCCGUGGUGUUUGCCGUUCGAGUCCAAGGCAAUUUGACACAGCGUCACUGACGAAUUUGGUAAGAGCCGCCAUAUUGACUUUUUAAUUGCUACGAGUGAUGCAAAGGUUUGGUGUUUCUGACAGUACAUGUAAAACUAAAUUUCAAAUAAAUAAUCACGACAAAAUGA
Actinia tenebrosa (Australian red waratah sea anemone) is the source of this 4456-nucleotide messenger RNA. RefSeq names its product adhesion G protein-coupled receptor L2. Gene Ontology annotation, cellular component: plasma membrane. Lineage: Eukaryota; Metazoa; Cnidaria; Anthozoa; Actiniaria; Actiniidae. Gene Ontology annotation, biological process: G protein-coupled receptor signaling pathway; cell surface receptor signaling pathway. Gene Ontology annotation, molecular function: G protein-coupled receptor activity. The record is from RefSeq and is a predicted model, not a curated record.